UCCAAUCGCUAGACAUCCUCGCCACAGAAGCGUCUCCAUCCGAGGGACGUCCAGCAUCAGAAGGCAUUACCAAGCUCAGCAGCAGCCGGAGGACCGAGCCCUUUGUGCGGCAGCGACAGGCGCGUCAUCCGCCGGGGAAACAUCGCCAUCAUCCAGGGGGAGCACAAGGUGAAGCACCAUGGGUCCGUUUCAAGAGUACGAGGAGAAGAAGUCGCCGGAGAAAGGAAGCCCACGCAGUCGCAUCCCCCGUUUGGUCCUCCAUCCAUUUCAACCUAAGGAGAAAGGGUCGCCCCAGUCCGACUCGCCGUUUUCAGAGGAGGAGGGGAAGGAGUGUGACAUCAGCUCGGAUCACUCCAAGAGGACCAUCAGCUCCAACAGCUUCUGCUCAGAUGACACCGGCUGCCCCACUAGUCAGUCUGUGUCCCCCUCAAAAACCCCGUCAGGCUCAGAGCGGAGUACCCGCAACUCCCCCACGCUGCCAGAACGCAAGACCAAGGUGAAGAGGGUCCGAGUGAUGGCCGAAUGGACCGCUGAGCGACACAGCACACAGAGACACAAGAGGGAGAUGAGGUCAGCCUUGAAGCCCAAAGGUAGUGAAGCAGACUUCAGCUCCUCCAGCAGCACCGGCAGCUUAAAGACCAGGGAGAGCCUCAGUUCCAAAUCAGCAGGGAAGAAAGUCCCACCCCGCAGGAGCACCCACAUCAGAUCGCUUCCGGUCUUUAAACCGGCAGGUAUCGCUUGUGCGAACCGUGAUGCUGAACUGUAUGCCCCCUACAAGACUCCCCCCAGAACUGCCUCCUCCACCUACAGCAGCAGUUGCAACUCCAGCCCCACCAGCAGGAGAGCAAACAUGAGUCGCUAUCACUCAUGCGGGGAAAACCAUGGCAUCAGACCUCCAAACCCUGAGCAGUACCUGACACCUCUGCAGCAGAAGGAAGUGGCCAUCAGGCACCUGAAGACCAAACUGAUGGAGUCUGAGAACAGAGUACAGGAUAGGGAGACGGAGAUAGAGGAGCUUAAGGGUCAGCUUGGCCGAAUGAGAGAAGACUGGAUCGAGGAAGAGUGUCACCGCGUGGAGGCUCAACUGUCCCUCAAAGAAGCACGCAAGGAAAUCAGACAACUACGACAAGUGGUGGAAACCAUGAAGAACAGCCUGGUGGAGAAGGACAAAGGAAUACAGAAGUAUUUCAUCGACAUAAACAUCCAAAACAGGAAGUUGGAGUCACUGUUGCAAAGCAUGGAGCUGGCUCAGAGCGGAUCCAACCUCCAGGAUGAAAACACUUUGGACUUCAUCUGCACCAGCCCCGACGGUGGCAGCAAGAAGAUGAUGGACGUGGAUGAGGGUGGGAUGGAACUGGAGGAGCAAGGGGCAGAGGCCAUGGCUGACAGUGGGCUCCUUAUAAAUGACGAGAUGGCGAACAGGGCAGAUAUAUUAGAGCAGGUUCUCAUGUCGACCGCUGUCGACUUCAGUCAGGACUCGAGUGGCAAGAUGAGGCCAGAUGCAGAGGGCGGUCCAGGGGUGUCGUCCGUCACAGAAGAGAGCCAUUUGACCAAUGAAUGCACAUCAGCCACCUGCUCAAACAUGCCCGCUCAGAAGGUCACAGAAGAUAAGGAGGUUCAGGCAGAUAUGACGCCCAUGCCUCCAGACCUGCAGGUUCUGCUUCUUCAGUUGUUGAAGAUGCAAGAUGCCACCACAAAAAGGCCUGAGCUCUCCCCCUCUGGCGCUCUUCCCCCUCACCCAUCUAAUGCCACAUUCUGCCUUCCUAUCACGCCUCCUCCUGCUCCUCACGGUAGCCCGUCCAUCUCUGCCGAUUCUGGCAUGUGUCUCUCAGAACCAAUAGAUAGCCAGCGCUUCAUGGAGGAGCUCGACUUCGACAUCACCGCAGAUGAAAGCUCAGUUUCAACCGGUCCGGUUGACAAGCGUUACUGGAGCAACAGCUUCCUGGUCGACCUGGUGGCGGUCGCCGCUCCGGUGCUGCCCACCGUGGCCUGGCUGUACUCCCGGCACGGUGUGGAUGGAAGCGCUCCAGUAUACAACAUCGCUGCGCUCAUUAGGGGCUGUUGCAUCAUGGGAUUGCACUCGCUGCGUCAGGUGUCGCACAGGUCUGAUGUGUAAUAGCUUCUCUAGUACGCAUGCACACGCUGAACUCAAAGCACUUAAGCAUUUUUCAAAUAGUAUUCAUUUUCCUUUGACACUUUAUCAAGGCAGUUCUUUGGGACCAGCACUGUUACUUUGCACUGUACAGCAACCUGAAGAAAAUGGUGGUGUGGAAGGGAUUAUUUAUUGACUUGUUCAUUUAUCUAUUUAUUUUAAUUUAUAUUUGUAAUAUAUGCUGAUCAUCUGGGUAGAUGGUUGUGUGUCAUUUUGUCUGUUUAAAACAAAGCUUCAGUUGGGAUGAGUCAUUGGUGAGAGAUUGUUCUCUUCUGCUACUGUUCAAAAGGAGACCUUCAGCCAAAGCUUAAAUGUGAAGUCACUGUUAUGUUCUUGUGAACAGGUGUAUAAAUACGUUUGGUCCUUUUCUGGGGGAGUAGAGCUUUAUUGUGAACAGCCUGUUCAUUGUUCAUGGGGCUGAUGCUUGAAAGCAACUGACACAUGUCACGUGCCUGAGCUAUGUGCAAUAUGUUGGUUUACAUCAAAUGUCUCUGUAACUUUGUUAUUAAAGCAUGAUCAUAAAGGCCCGGUGACUCUUGGUGUC
Molecule: messenger RNA, 2696 nt
Organism: Synchiropus splendidus (mandarinfish)
Lineage: Eukaryota; Metazoa; Chordata; Actinopteri; Syngnathiformes; Callionymidae
Gene: sybu
Product: syntabulin (syntaxin-interacting)
Exons: 8
Coding region: 179-2116 (645 amino acids)
Biological process (GO): synapse maturation; axonal transport of mitochondrion
Cellular component (GO): vesicle; cytoplasmic microtubule
Source: RefSeq, a predicted model, not a curated record